AUGUCUGAGGGGGUCCGAGGGGGAGGAAGGAAGGGCUAUUUUGAAGGUAAGGAAGGAGGGAAGGGCGGGGGAGUGGGGGCAAGGUUUGGCGUUAGGGGUGGUAGAGGAAGGCGUGUUGCUGGAGUUGAUAGGCUGAGGGUUGGCGAGAGGCGUAAGAAUGGAGUUCGCAUCUUAGUGGAUGAAGAGCUUAGAGGGCAGGUAGUGGACGUUAAGAGGAUCAACGAUAGGUUGAUGACUGUUAAGUUGGUUAUUGGGCGGUUUACCCUGAAUGUGUGUAGUGUUUAUGCACCGAAGGUAGGCUUCGAUGGGGUGGAGAAGUUGCGGUUUUGGGAGGCUUUGGAUGAGGUGGUGAGAGGAGUGCCUAGUUCUGAGAAGAUUGUUGUAGCGGAGGACUUCAAUGGGCACAUUGGGUCAUUACUGGGAGGCUUUAAUGAUAUGCAUGGUGGUUUUAGUUUCGGAGAGAAGAAUGACGAGGGAGCUGCUCUAUUGGAUUUUGCGAGGUCUUUUGGGUUGGUAGUGGUGAAUUCGAGCUUUCCGAAAAAGGACGAUCACCUGAUUACCUUCCGAAGCACGAUUGCCAAGAUCUAA
This is a messenger RNA of Capsicum annuum, 588 nucleotides long. Its product is annotated as craniofacial development protein 2-like. The record is from RefSeq and is a predicted model, not a curated record. Gene Ontology annotation, cellular component: nucleus. The transcript is spliced from 2 exons. Gene Ontology annotation, biological process: chromatin remodeling. Lineage: Eukaryota; Viridiplantae; Streptophyta; Magnoliopsida; Solanales; Solanaceae. The coding region runs from base 1 to 588 and encodes 195 amino acids.